Molecule: messenger RNA, 4412 nt
Organism: Callorhinchus milii (elephant shark)
Lineage: Eukaryota; Metazoa; Chordata; Chondrichthyes; Chimaeriformes; Callorhinchidae
Product: rab GDP dissociation inhibitor alpha
Exons: 11
Coding region: 182-1522 (446 amino acids)
Biological process (GO): small GTPase-mediated signal transduction; vesicle-mediated transport; protein transport
Cellular component (GO): cytoplasm
Molecular function (GO): Rab GDP-dissociation inhibitor activity
Source: RefSeq, a predicted model, not a curated record
UUUUGUGGGAAAGGCGGCGGCGGCGGAGGGAGAUGCGGGUGUUGUGCUUCGGUCUCUGAGGCUCAGUCCCGAUCGUGAGGCGAGAGGGGAAGGACCGGACGGCGGCGGCGGCGGCGCUGAACAACCGCUUUAAAACCACAAUAAACAGCCUCCAGACAAAAACCCUCCCGACACGGCAGCGAUGGACGAAGAGUAUGAUGUGAUUGUCCUGGGCACCGGGCUGAAGGAAUGUAUCCUGUCUGGCAUCAUGUCCGUGAAUGGGAAAAAGGUGCUGCAUAUGGACCGGAAUUCAUACUAUGGAGGAGAAAGUGCCUCCAUAACGCCUUUGGAAGAUCUGUUCAAAAGGUUCAAGUUUGCUGAGGGGCCGCCUGAGACUAUGGGACGAGGCAGGGAAUGGAAUGUGGACCUCAUCCCUAAAUUCCUUAUGGCCAAUGGUCAGUUGGUUAAGAUGCUGCUGUACACAGAAGUCACUCGUUACCUCGACUUCAAGGUGGUUGAAGGAAGUUAUGUGUAUAAAGCUGGGAAGAUCCACAAAGUCCCAUCAACAGAGACUGAAGCACUCGCUUCUGACCUGAUGGGCAUGUUUGAAAAACGACGCUUCCGGAAGUUUUUAGUCUUUGUCGUGAGCUUCGAUGAACACGAACCAAAAACUCACCAAGGCAUCGAGCCCAGAAAGACCACCAUGCGGGAGGUCUAUAAGAAGUUUGACCUGGGACAAGACAUCAUCGACUUCACUGGCCACGCUCUGGCACUCUACAGAACUGACGAUUAUCUGGACCAACCUUGCCUGGACGCCAUCAAUCGAAUUAAACUGUACAGCGAGUCUCUCGCUCGGUACAGCAAGAGUCCUUACCUCUACCCACUGUAUGGGCUCGGAGAGCUGCCACAAGGCUUUGCCAGAUUGAGUGCUAUCUAUGGAGGCACCUAUAUGCUCAAUAAACCAGUGGAUGAAAUUGUGUUUGAAAAGGGACGCGUAGUGGGUGUGAAGUCAGAAGGAGAGAUUGCACGUUGCAAGCAGCUGAUCUGUGAUCCAAGCUAUGCUCCCAAACUGGUGAAGAAAGUGGGGAAGGUGAUCCGGGUGAUCUGCGUACUCAGCCACCCCAUCCGAAGCACGAACGAGUGCAACUCCUGUCAGAUCAUCAUCCCACAGACCCAGGUCAAUAGGAAGUCAGACAUCUAUGUGUGCAUGAUGUCGUACGCACACAACGUAGCGGCGGAGGGCAAGUACAUUGCCAUCGUCAGCACCACGGUGGAAACCAGCAACCCCCAGAAGGAGAUCCAGCCAGCGCUCGACCUCCUGGAGCCCAUCGAUAAAUCGUUUGUGUCGAUCAGUGACUUAUACCAGCCCACAGAUGAAGGACGAGCGAGUCAGAUCUUCAUCUCCCGCUCCUACGACGCCACCACUCACUUUGAGACGACUUGCGACGACAUAAAGAACAUUUACAAGCGGAUGACAGGCACAGACUUUGACUUCGAGAACAUGAAGCGCAAACAGAAUGAUGUCUUUGGCGACGACGCAUAGUUCCGACCCACCCUGAUCGUAGCCCAGUUCUUUUGCAGCGCUUUCACAUGAGAUAAUUGACCGAGCUCUCAGUCGGGAGCCCUGGAAACGUUACACACUGCGUGCGUGUACUACUCUCUUCUCACCCACCUACCCCUCUCUUGAUUUGUUCAAAUAUUAUGUUUUUUUUUGUUAAGAAAAACAAAAUGCUAAUUUGCAAUAUUUCUUAACAGAAUUCUGACAUAAGGAAGCUCAUCAGAAUUCCCGUCGAUGCCUAUCCGGAAGCAGAUGCUGUUGUAACGGCUCAGGGCGACAUUCUUCCUGUCACAGGAGGAUUUCGGGCCCUGUCUGUGUGGGCAACUCUUAGGAAGAAAACCCAUUAAGAAAUGCCGCGAAUUAGUCCCUGCCUGAUAUUGGCAAAUCUGAGUCUGUUAUAACUGGUCUGCGGCCUGUUAUACACAGGCUGAGUAACGUAGGGAAAAGAUUCCUUUUGACACAUUUCCAAAUCUUAUUGAGAAGCCAGCAGAGACUUGGCUGUGAAAUCUUGGUCGGAGUCAACUCGACCCUGGCACACUCCAAUGAAUCUCGGUCAAUUUUAUUUUGCCCGUUGGGAAAUAGAAGCCAGAAUAGUUCGUCCCAAGGUCAAGUGCUCAAACCACUGAGCUGUCAGAUGCUCUUCCAAAUCCCCAAGGGUUCAUUUCUAAACACAAGCAGUUGCUAGGAACCACUUGAACAGGUAGCAUUACCACCAAGACUCUGCCCUAUAAGAUGUUCUAAUGAACCAAGAAUCCUACACGAUUUUUUUGUUUUUAAAACGGAAUCUCUUUGUGCUAUACGGUGACGCAAUUGCAGGCUAACGUUUCUCAUGUGAAUGGGCAAGUCAUUCUCUUUCAAUUUAAGCAGCUGAACUGAAGGUAACCUGUGAAUUGAUCUCUUUAACUGGAUUGUAGUCAGUGCUGUGUAUUGAUAACGACUCUUUAGUUCAUUUUACAUACACAACUCUUGUGUGACUGGGGUCUUUGGCUGGAUUUAGGGGUGAUCAACACUGGGCUCUAGUUUGCACUUUCUUUAAAAGGUUCCUCUUUAAGGUUAGUGUUUCUCCAUAGAAUAAAAGUAGACAGGCACCCAGCGAUUACCCCGAAGCAGUUUUAAUCAUGAAUCCAGGACAGUUGAGGCAGCAGAGCACAGUUCUGCUAUCUGUGUCUUUCUCACACACAUGCGUACACGCUUCCACAGUCACUCAAUCUGUUCACUCCUUCCCCAUAAUUUCUGAUGAAUAAGGUUAAAGCAAUCCAUUUAAAGUUGUUUCCUGCUCAGCUCACUCAUGUUCAGGUUGCUUUUGUGGACAUUCCUUUAUUGUGUAUGGACCAAAUGAAUGAUUUUUUUAAAAUUUUUUUAAAAAGUCAUGAACUGUUGAGUCAACCACCAAAGAAAAUUGUGCUGUGAGCAGCUGCGUUAGUUCCUUGCCUCAGCACCACAGGUUAGGGAGGGAACAGUUGCCACAGUUCCUAAUAGUCGGGUAGACAUGGAGUGAAGACCAGACCACAUUUGGCUGAGAUGUGGUUGGAAAGCCAGCCCGCAUCUCAAUGUCAAGGUCAACCCUUUCUGUCCAGGACCACGUUUCUCCUAUUCCUAAAGAGCGCUCUGGGAAGAUUCACCAUAAUCUACCUUGCCGACUCAAGAUAGGUUCUGCUGCAGAGACUCUUAACCCUGGCGUCUAUGCUCAAUAUUACCCUGAUCCUACCUUGAAAGACAAGUAGUUUAUCCUCUUCCUUUCUUCUCUAGACAACCAUUAAAUCAAAUCGGUAUCUCAAUUGUAGUUGACCACUUUGUGUUUUGUUUAUGUAAUGUGUUUUUUGGACCAUUGUGUGUUGAUACUCAUGACUUUAUCACAGAAUAUUGCUUGUUCCUGAGGUCUGAUUUCCUCGGCAUGAUCAAUAUAUUGCUUUCUCUGGGGGCAGGGGAGGCAGAUGGUCUCUUAUCCCAUUGCUGUAAAUGGUAAAACUUUAUAAUAGGAAAGGAAAUACUGCUAUUUUUUAGAGAUUGGCGUAUGACAGACAUUUUCUCCCUCCCCCUCAUCCCUCCACAUUUACUUCAUUGCGAUCGACAGCUUUAAACCAUAAUGUAAUAAAGUGAAAGGCAGGCACUAAGUGUUAGCCCCCUUAUUUUACAAUGGAAUGGGACUUUAUGAGUGGCAGCCAGGCUUUUAACAAGCACUGGGCCUGAAACUCCACCUCGUUUUCGCGUUUGCGACCAUUUUUGACGUUGAAUUGUGGGGUAAACCUUUCAGUUGCGUUUCCGUUCUGCAGCCUGGCUUUCCCCUCGGUUCCCAAAAAUAAAACCGGCUUCUGGGUGAAGCUACCCCGGUCUGAGUGAUUAAAAAUUUAAUUUUCCGCACUGGGAAACUGCUGAGCGGAACAGACACGAGUGGAACUAAUGUCUUUGUGUGCCCUGAGCCUGGCUGAUACUUUCAUUUUGUCCUUGGAAGGGAAUUCAAGACUGAACCUGGGACCUGAUGGUCGGCAGGUUUGAAGGGGAGGUGGAUGUCCACGCACCUCUCAAGGUGUUUAGUGGCUGAAUGUAUUUCCGUUAGAAUGUUUUGACUUCAAGAAACAAAACCAGGGAAAGUUUAUCCCAUUGUGUUGUAGACACCAAAAAAGCCAAGCUGAACGACGAUUUCACAGACACGCUUUAUAUUAAAAAAAAGCACGCAGCAGCUGCUGCGUUUAUUGUGUAUUCCGUAACUCCACUCACUGUGGCGUAAAACUAAAUGCCAAACCUUUAGACGGCUUGUGUGUUGCUGUGUGCUCUUAACACUAUCCCUGUGUUGUGGAAAAGUCUGACGGUGUCCCUGGCAUAUGCGCUUGUGCUCUGUGCUGGAUUAUCAAAUAAAAAGUAUAUUUAAAACUAA